CGUACAAAAAAACACAACCUGUACAUAAUGGCCAUUCCUACGAAUUCAGAAACCCGCCUAGUAUCGCUAACUAUACUAUCUUCAACAUUACAAAAGCAAUACUCGACGACGUCAGUGACGUGAUAUAUUUUCGUUCGCCACACCGUAUCUGUAUUAAAAUACAGUAUUUUCACCGCAGUGCUACAUUGUGAAUGAUACAACAUAUCCAAUGGUUUAAUAACUAUGUGAAAAUGUGCAUAAACAGUGUAUAAGUUCGUGUAUUCAAUGGCAUCCGAUGUGAUACUACCAGCGCUAUUAUUGUGGCUGAUGUCGACCCUGGUGUCGGCUGGUCUGGUGAAGAGACAGGCUGAUGAUUUGGAAGACCAAAUACCACCGUGCCGGACCUACAUGAUGGACGGCCUCCUCCACUUAGACUGCUCCAAUAGAGAGCUGAAGGAAUUACCUGAAGAAUUGGAUUAUAAUGCUCAAGUAUUGCUUCUAUCGAACAAUAAUUUCAAGACGUUCCCGCCACAACUAGAGAAUUUUUCUCGUGUGGAAACGCUCGACCUGUCACGGAACUAUCUGACUCAUACCAUUCCCAGCUAUUUACAAAACUGGGUCCAUUUACAAACUCUCAAUCUAUCAAAUAACCUCUACGACACAUGGACAACGACUGGACAAAAGUAUUACAUAAAAAAUUUAGACUUAUCAAAAAAUAAAAUUAACUUAGUAGACGAAAAAGCAUUCACCACAAUGCCCCACUUAUAUUUCCUCGACUUAUCAGAGAACAGAAUUGAUGAUUUACCCGCCGGAGUGUUUUCCGAAACGCACCACUUGGACAGUCUCAUUUUAUCCAGAAAUUACUUUUCCGACGUGCCCAGCUUCCAAUCUCCUUCUUUGAGAAAUUUACACAUGAGCAGCUGUCAGAUCGCAACUAUGAAUGUCGACUCUCUCGUCGGAAUGGGUUCGCUCUUGGCUAUCGAUUUAUCAAUGAACCAGCUUGAAGAGAUUCCAGACAACCUCGCUUCGGACACUCUGCAGGAGCUAAAUUUAAGUUACAAUUCAAUAAAUUUCUUGACAGACAACAGCUUCUCGUCGUUACCGCAUCUGGCGGUAUUGGACCUGAGAGGAAAUGAGUUCAGGGAUGUAUGGUCGACUUCACACUUCUCUUCAAACCCGUUUUUGAGGGAGGUCUACGUGAAGGGAAAUCGGUGGAGCUGUGAAGGUUUUAGUGUCAAUCUCUUGUUGACUUAUGAGUUUUUGACAAAGGAACCAUCGAAGAUAGUAGACAGAGAGUCAUUAAUUUGCUACUCACCGUCCAAUGUGACACAGUUGAGCUGGCAGCAGGCUUACAUUCGGACGUGGCACCCGGUGGAAUCGAGUAGUCCGCCGUUCACGACUAUAGCGUUAAUGGUGGGUGUGAUCAUCGGGAUUGUGGUGACAUCAUGUGUGUGUCGAGGUCUAGUGGCCAUCACAAGAUCAUCAGCAGAGCCCGCAAGGCCACCGCCCGAGACUACAGUUCUGAAUCUCAACGGUACAGCUACCCAGCCUCGGGCCGAGUCAGUUAUAUUACGAGUACCCUUGCGUGAGGAUCUCCCACCGAGCUAUGACGAAGCGCUCCUAAUGCCACGUUUGAACUCAUCCUUUCAUUCUUUGCCAGAUUUUGUUGACGAAGAGGAACCGAGAAACUAUCGCAGAUCGAGAUCAAUUGGUGAUUUGACAGAAACUAGGCCUAGAAUAGCAGACAGACGGUCUUUACGGCGUCCUGUCGAUAUACGUAUCACAAUUGAUGAUCGAGACGUGAUGGUUCGAUUACCCAAAACACUAUGUGUUCUCUUGCUGAUCGGUAUAGCGGAGGGAGGAGCAAGUUCUGACACAGACCUUGGUGAUCUGUGCUACUCUUGCACGUGCAGCGCAGACAAGACCAUCAUCGACUGUUCCCACAGAGGAUUGACUGAGUUACCUGAUGGAUUCGGUACACAGGUGACGAGGCUGAACAUUUCACACAAUGAAAUUGCAACGUUCCCUGAAAGCAUUAAAAAGUUCAGUAAUCUGCUCAGUUUAGAUUUAAGUGGAAAUCGCCUCAAUGAAUUACCAAGAGAUGCGCUACAAAACUUGACAGUCCUUGAAGAGUUGAAUUUGUCCAGAAAUUUCUUUGAAGCAUGGAUAAGCCUAAACCCCAACGAAGUGUUCCGUCCAGCAACAAAUCUAAAGACACUAGACUUGUCACACAACAAAUUCUCAACAAUGGGAAACUUAGCAAAUCAAGAGCUGAUCAUAAGUUCUUCCUUAGAAACAUUAAUCUUGGAGAACUGUGAAAUAGAUUCCAUACAUGGAAGGUCCCCUUUGAGUGGUCUUAUCAACAUCAAAACACUUAGAUUACACUCCAAUCCCUUAAUGAGAAUACAAAGUCUUAUAUCCUCCACGUUAAAGAGUCUCGACGUCAGCAACUGUGCUCUUAGUACAAUAAAUCAUAACGAAUUAAUGUAUUUACCAUCAUUGGUUUACUUGAAAAUGUCUCAUAACUACCGCUUGGAACUGUCUGCUACCGCAUACAAUUUGUUCUCAGACUCUUUAAAAUAUUUAGACAUAUCGUACUGCAAUGUGCUUCAACCUAAUCUACAAGGAUUUCCUAAUCUAAGAAGAGCAAUCCUCAAUCACAAUAUGAUCAGAUUUCUUAGAAGUAACGAGUUUGUCAACAAUACUCUGCUGGAGUAUAUAGAUUUAUCUUAUAAUAAUAUCGGAUCACUGAAAAGUGACACAUUCCGUGGAUUACACGUAAUAAAAUAUUUAGAUUUAUCGUGGAAUGAAAUAGCGACAAUACCCGAAGAUACUUUACUAGAAAUGCCUUCACUAACACAAAUAAAAUUAUCUCGGAAUUAUCUUUCGAGUGUCGGGCAUUUGAAAUCUAAUUCGCUAACUGUUUUGGACAUGAGUUCGUGUGAAAUAAGUAGUAUUGGCAAGGAUUCUUUGGAAGGAUUACAAAGUCUUAUAGACUUAGAUCUAUCGAGAAAUCUUUUGACACACAUUCCUGAUAGUAUAUCAUCGAACACACUAAAGUAUUUAAACCUCAACUACAACAGGAUAACUUUCAUUAACAACUAUACGUUUUUCAUGCUGCCUCGACUAGCAGGCCUAAGUGUCAUUGGAAAUAGAUUCACUACAAUCUGGAGAAGAUCAUAUUUUGAAUCAAAUCCAUAUCUUGAACGACUUGAUUUAACUGAUAACAUGUGGAGAUGUGACUGUGCUGAUGCAAACAUGUACGAUUUUUAUGAAUUUGUCACUUUAGAACCUAGUAAGAAGGAAGAAUCCUAUAAUCUGGUUUGCAACAGCCCGAUUGCAUUAAUUGGACAAACAUGGUUAGAAGCCUGUUAUUUUGUCUGGAAUCCCACCGAGAAAGUUCCAAAUCCAGACGGUAUAAUUUGGUUUAUAACUGUAAUGAUUAUAGGAUUGGCCGUGUGCCUUCUUUUAGUGAAUUGUAUAAAAAGGUCAAUGCAACGUCGAUUGGCUACUAUUCAGGCUGAGAGAGAAAGGCAAGUGGAAGAGGCAAGAGAUAGAUUGAGGCAGCUAAGAAUGCGUGCAGAACAGGAAGCUCUGUGUAACACACCAGAUCCUCGUGAUCUGAUUGCACCACCGUCUUACGACGAAGCUCUCUCUAUGCCAAAAUUGAACACAUCAUGUCAUUCACUUAAUGAAACAGGCACAGGCAAGACUAAAAGAAGACGAGGUAGAAGGAAAACCAAGUCAAGCGGAGAUUUACUUGAGGAAACUGAAAGGAAUGGGGACCUUCCAGUUUUGGAUGAUCUCGAACUAUCUGAGAAUCCAAAUGAUCGUCGACGUCAUAGACCGAGACGAGAAAUAAGUAGAUAUGGCAGCCAUGAGGUGGCAGAGUUAGACCAGUCGCCUGGGGCUCGUCGUCGGCGCAUGUCCGAGUACAACACCGAGUAUUAUGAUGCCCAGAAUGGAGACGCUAUGACUGUUGAAGUUCAAGCAGAAUUAGAAAGACCUCUACGUCCUCGGCAAAGGAGGCACUCUAAUGAGGAACUUCGAGAAAGCGACUUAUGAAAGAGAUUAUCGUUUAUUUACUGUAACUAAUACCUAUAUAGGAAUAAUAUUGUUGUUGUAUCAAUUGCAUAGUGUUCAUACUAUUUAAGUUAUAAUAUUAAGAGUUUUAUUACGAGAAAUAAAUGUGUUACAAAUAAUUUGGUUUGAUAU
Spodoptera litura is the source of this 4194-nucleotide messenger RNA. RefSeq lists its product as uncharacterized. NCBI's taxonomy places the organism in Eukaryota, Metazoa, Arthropoda, Insecta, Lepidoptera, Noctuidae. The record is from RefSeq and is a predicted model, not a curated record. Gene Ontology annotation, molecular function: protein binding.